This is a messenger RNA of Caenorhabditis briggsae, 3090 nucleotides long. NCBI's taxonomy places the organism in Eukaryota, Metazoa, Nematoda, Chromadorea, Rhabditida, Rhabditidae. The record is from RefSeq and is a predicted model, not a curated record. The coding region runs from base 1 to 3090 and encodes 1029 amino acids. Gene Ontology annotation, molecular function: protein binding. Gene Ontology annotation, biological process: innate immune response. The transcript is spliced from 8 exons.
AUGGAAGAAAUUCUUACUCCAAUUGGUGGCGGAUACAUAUUUCCGGAAAAUGUGGUUGGAAAAAUUUUGGAACAUUCAGAUUAUAAGUCUAUCAUGACUCUUCUGAAAGUUUCUAAAGGAUUCCGAAACACUAUUGGAUUCCAAAAGCCGGAUAUAAAACUUGAAUCUGUCGAAAUUUCGGUUGAAAUCGGGUCCAUUAUUUUGGCGUUGAAAUAUUCUGAAGAUUCUGAGAUUCUAAGAAUUCAGUAUAGAGAAAGAAGAUGCUAUUAUAGACAACCGCCAAGAAAAUGGAAAAGGAGUUUGGGAAAAUUUUGGAAAAAAGAACAUCGAAAAGAAAAAAGAGAACGACUGGAAAAGAAAUUUCAAGGGAAAGGAUGUUUCGUUAAAAAUUUGAAUUCUAAAAACAAGGAAAAAUUUCUAAAGACGAAUUUUCUUCAAGCGUUUCUCUUCGACUACUAUUAUGUUCUAUGUUUUCAAAGCUCUAAAAUUUCCAAUUUCAAAAUCAAUUUUCCAACCGAUUUGUCCUUGAAGAAAUUCUCUUAUCCUAUUUUCGUUCAAUUUCGACAUUGCUUUCAAUUUCGACAAAGAGUCCAUUUAAAAAUCCAAAACUUCUGUUGCAAUUUCCUAGAAGACCGACACAUUUCAAUGAUUCUUGAAUGCUUCGACUUGGAUUCUAUUGAAAAGUUGGAAAUAUUCAAAAAGUUCCUUCCCGAUUAUUCGAAAAUUGGGAAAUAUUUGAUUCAACGAACACCGCAAUGGAAGAAAUUGAGGGAAAUCAAUUGUGGAGAUGAAUCAAUUUAUGACGGAUUUGUGAAAGAUUUAUUGCAUUUUGAGAGAGUCCAUGUGAGAAUGGAGCUAGUCACUUUAUCAGAGAUCGAAAUUUUGAAAAAUGCCUUCCAAACUACCGCAAAUCCUAAAAAUGUCUGUUUUGAAUUGCUUUAUUUUGAUUCAAAUAUGCUGCGCCGGCUUUUCCGAGAACCUCUGGAUCAUGAAAAUCAGAAUUCUUCCAAUCUUCAAAAUCUCACACUUUUCUCUAUGAAUCUCCGGGAAACUUUCAAAAACCAUCUUCACAAAAUCCACUUGUCGCUCAACAAAACAAAUGCAAAUCUGACAUUCAAGUUUUUCGACGACUACACAUAUAUGUCCUAUUUUUACAAUGAUAAAGGUCUAGGAUGCGAAAUUUAUUCAAAAAAUACAAAGGAACGAAAACUUAUGGACACUUUGGAUUUUGUAUCUGCAUUGUGCAAGGACUUGGAGGAAAUUUUGAGUCUUCAAAUUCAAAAUUUUCUUCAUUUCGGAGUAUUUCUACAUUAUGAGUCAACUGAUACAAAUAAUUGGAAUGAGAGCCAAGAAGUGGUUUCAAGAAGCUUUUUGGAGAAAUUCGAGAGCAUUCUAAAGUCCAGAAAUCGAUUUUUGAAAAUCAAUAGCUUUCAUAUGAAUCCAAAUAGUCAACAUCAACUUUUAUCUUUUCUCCCGUUUUUCGACUUGAAUGUUUUGACAUUGGAGAGACUUCACAAGAAUGCUAUUCCCUUUGAAACUAAUAGAAUUGUGAAAUCGGACCAGUGGAGAAAAUUGAAGAUGUUUUACACAGAAAACUACAUUUUGAAUGUGGCAAUGGAAGAUUUGAUGCAUUUUGAAUUCGCAGUUGUUACGGUUGAAGAUAUUGGUUCGAGAGAUGUGCUGAAUUUGAAAGAGAUGCUCCAAAAUUCUUCCAAACCUUCUCGUCUCACCCUCCGCUACAACUAUUUCUCUGGUCCCGUUGAACCAUACGAGUGUCUUGGAAGACGAAAAACUGCAAGUUUCAAAUCUGGAAUUAUCACUCAAGAAUGGGCUUUUCCAAUUUUCAAAAAAGAAGAGGAACCUGAAAAUUCGGAAAGUUCUCGAAAAACCAAAAUCUUGACGAUUUAUCACAAAUCUAAUAAAGAAUUCAAAUUCGGACUAAGAGACGCGAGCUCGAGAGAGAAAAUGGCUAAAGUUUCUGAUGUUGAUGGAAUGGUUUUAUGGACAUUCGCUUUUCCAUGGAUUAUGGAGAAGACGCUGGAGUACGGAGAUUUUGAAUCAAUUUUGGUCCUUCGCAAAGUGUCCCGUGACAUUCGAAACUUCAUCGAUGACCCGAAAAAUCGUUUUCAUUUGAAACCAGUGAAGAUAUAUAUACAAUUCUGUCAGAAUGUAAUAGCCUUGAAGUUUGGAUACACCGGAAAAGGAUUUUGGGCGAUUUACGCGCCAAUUGAGAAAAUCAAAGAUGGACCAAUAGAUCAGAAAGAAGGCUGCGAAGUGUUUCGAUUAAAAAAUGAGGCGGAGAGGAGAAGAGAUUUAGAAUAUGGAUUGAGAGCCGAAAUCAACAAUCACACGCGUUCAAAGUUUUUGGAAGGAGCUGAUUCGGUCCCCACAGCUUUCAAGGAUGUGGAAACGAUUUUGAAUUUGGUGAAAUCGAAAUUAAAAUCGCUCUGGAUAGUUUUGAAGGAGCCAAGCGAGAAUUCCAACUUUUCCAAACUUUUCAAGGAUUUUUUGACAUCAAGAAAGUCUUCCAUAUCCGUGGAGCACUUCAAAAUGGUAAUCAAUCAAGAAGAGGACGUUCUGGAAAUUCUUCCAUUUUUGAAUCCAAAAUUUUUGAAAUCUAUCGAAGUUAGCAAUGUGAAUUACAAAGAAGGAGAAGAUGUCACUGAUCGAAUGGAUAUUAAUAGAAUUGGAGAUUUGGAGCAAUGGAAGUCCGCGGAAGAAUUGAAAAUUGCGGGAUUUAUGAUCAAUAAUACGGAGCUGGAUAAAUUGACGCAUUUUUCGGAAUUGGAGGUUUUCGUAAAUUUGAUUACCAUUGAGAAUUUGUUGGCUUUAAAGAGGAUUUGCACUCAAUCCAUCAAAACCUUCUCUUUGAAAUACGAAGAAUUGGAACAAGACUCUCUACGCGAUACAUUUGGUGCACCAUUUCUGCAAACUGCUCCAGAUAACUCUCGUCAAAGAAUCUGGUACUUCAGAAUACCUGGGAAUUCAGAAGACGUCGUCACACUUGUCAUUGUUUUAACGAAAUUUUCAGUAACAUUUGAUAGGAUUUCCAUUUCUGAAAAACCGGAAAAUGUUUUGAUUUUGAACUGA